Taeniopygia guttata (zebra finch) is the source of this 1477-nucleotide messenger RNA. RefSeq names its product thymidylate synthetase (gene TYMS). Gene Ontology annotation, molecular function: thymidylate synthase activity. NCBI's taxonomy places the organism in Eukaryota, Metazoa, Chordata, Aves, Passeriformes, Estrildidae. The record is from RefSeq and is a predicted model, not a curated record. Gene Ontology annotation, cellular component: cytosol; mitochondrion. Gene Ontology annotation, biological process: dTMP biosynthetic process.
UGGGCGAGGGAGGAGAUGGCGGUGGCGCCGCUCCGCCCCGCCCGCCCCUCAGCGCCGUUUGGCGGGAAAUCGGGCUCUGGCGGGAAAUCGGGCUCUGGCGGGCCGGGAGAGGCGCGCAGCCGGAGCCGCUCGCUCGCCAUGCCCGCCGAAGGGGAGCUGCUGGGCGGCCCCGCCGCCCGCCCGGAGCCCGGCGAGCAGCAGUACCUGCAGCAGGUGCGGCACAUCCUGCAGCACGGCCACCGCCGGGAGGAUCGCACCGGCACCGGCACCAUCUCCGUGUUCGGCAUGCAGGCGCGGUACAGCCUGAGAGAUCAGUUUCCACUGCUCACAACGAAGAGGGUGUUCUGGAAGGGAGUGCUGGAGGAGCUGCUGUGGUUCAUCAAGGGUUCUACAAAUGCCAAAGAGCUCUCUGCAAAAGGUGUGAAGAUUUGGGAUGCUAAUGGGUCGCGUGAGUUCCUGGAUAAGCAAGGUUUCAGCACCAGAGAGGAGGGUGAUUUGGGACCAGUGUAUGGUUUCCAGUGGAGGCAUUUUGGAGCAGAAUACAAAGAUAUGCAUACAGAUUACUCCAACCAAGGAGUUGAUCAGUUGCAAAAGGUGAUUGAAACGAUCAAAACCAAUCCAGAUGACAGAAGAAUCAUUAUGUGUGCUUGGAAUCCCAAAGAUAUUUCCCUGAUGGCUUUGCCUCCGUGCCAUGCCCUUUGCCAGUUCUACGUUCUAAAUGGUGAAUUGUCUUGCCAACUCUAUCAGAGGUCUGGAGACAUGGGACUAGGAGUGCCUUUUAAUAUUGCCAGCUAUUCACUGCUCACGUACAUGAUUGCCCAUGUCACAGGGCUGAAGCCUGGAGAGUUCAUACACACCUUGGGGGAUGCUCACAUAUAUUUGAACCAUGUGGAACCUCUAAAAGUCCAACUUCAGAGGGAACCAAGACCUUUCCCCAAACUCAAAAUUCUUCGUGAGAUUAAAGACAUCAGCAACUUCAAGGCAGAAGACUUUCAGAUUGAAGAUUAUAAUCCUCAUCCACCUAUUAAAAUGGAGAUGGCUGUCUAAUGCUAUAAACCAGCAGUAAAUAUUAAUGUGGAAAUGCACCUAAGCUACUUAGUUCUCUAAAGGGGUGUGGCUUUUAUGUGCUUCAAAAGGUAUUUUCUUUAUUGUUAAAUAGCCACAGGCCAGAUUUGUCUUCAGUGCUCCUACACUGUAGUUGUACAGGACAGAUGAUUAUUUCUGAUAUGCCAUGCAGAUGUUAACCCAGUUUUAAGUUGUUAGAGAACUGCUUUUCUACACGUUUCAGUUACCAGUGGCCGUUUCUGUUAGCAUUCAAUUACUGUGUGUGAAUAGCACAGGCCUACAUGCUUGAUUAGGUACUGAAAAUAAGAACUUGUCUGUGUGAUAGAGGAUUCCUGUAAAUUGGGAGAAAUCGUUAAAUAUAGUCUAAAGAGUGUAUGUUUAAUAAAGCUUUUUUAAAAAAAAUCUUCUGGAA